Molecule: messenger RNA, 5572 nt
Organism: Grammomys surdaster
Lineage: Eukaryota; Metazoa; Chordata; Mammalia; Rodentia; Muridae
Gene: Znf532
Product: zinc finger protein 532
Exons: 10
Coding region: 182-4105 (1307 amino acids)
Source: RefSeq, a predicted model, not a curated record
ACACAGGGAACACACACUGACACACACGUACACAAAGAUCUGAGCCAGGUUGUGGGAGGCCUGUUGACUGGGGCUGCUUUUAACCCUUUCAUAUUUGCAGAGAAUGCAACGGUGUGACAGUAACUGAACACUGGUCCAAAGUCUUUUCAAAAGGUCAAGGUUCACAAGAACAAUCAGAUUCAUGACCAUGGGGGAUAUGAAGACCCCCGACUUCGAUGACCUCUUGGCAGCAUUUGACAUACCAGAUAUGGUUGAUCCUAAAGCAGCGAUUGAGUCCGGACACGAUGACCACGAAAGCCACGUUAAGCAGAACGCUCACGUGGAUGACGACUCUCACACUCCAUCAUCCUCCGAUGUCGGCGUCAGUGUGAUUGUGAAGAACGUUCGCAACAUUGACUCCUCCGAGGGAGUGGAGAAAGAUGGCCACAAUCCCACAGGCAACGGUUUGCAUAACGGGUUUCUCUCAGCAUCCUCUCUUGACAGCUAUGGUAAGGAUGGAGCCAAGUCCUUAAAAGGAGACGCAGCUGCCUCAGAGGUGACUCUUAAGGACCCAGCAUUCAGCCAGUUCAGCCCCAUCUCCAGCGCUGAGGAGUUUGAGGAUGAUGAGAAAAUAGAGGUGGACGACCCUCCUGACAAGGAGGAGGCGCGGGCCGGUUUCAGAUCAAAUGUGCUGACGGGCUCAGCUCCCCAGCAGGACUUCGACAAACUGAAGGCACUUGGAGGGGAAAACACCAGCAAGACUGGAGUAUCUGCAUCAGGCCACAUGGAUAAAAACAAAGUCAAGAGAGAAGCAGAAGGCAAUUCAAUAACCCUGAGUGUUUAUGAGUCAUUUAAGGUCAGAAAAGCAGAGGAUAAGUUGAAGGAGAACUCUGAGAAGAUGCUUGAGAACAGGGUCCUCGAUGGGAAGCCGAGCUCCGAGAAGAAUGACUCCAGCAUGGCUGCCGCCACAUCCUCCAAGACAAAGUCGUCCUCAAAGCUCUCGUCGUGCAUAGCCGCCAUCGCAGCUCUCAGUGCUAAGAAGGCUGCUUCUGACUCCUGCAAAGAGCCUGUGCCCAACUCGAGGGAAGCGUCUCCAUUACCAAAAGAAGUGAAUGACAGCCCCAAAGCUGCUGACAAGUCUCCUGAAUCCCAGAAUCUUAUUGAUGGCACCAAGAAGGCCUCCCUGAAGCCAUCAGAUAGUCCCAGGAGUGUAUCCAGUGAGAACAGCAGCAAAGGAUCCCCAUCCUCUCCUGUGGGGUCUACCCCAGCAAUCCCCAAAGUCCGCAUCAAGACCAUCAAGACAUCUUCUGGAGAGAUUAAGAGGACAGUGACUAGAGUACUGCCAGAAGUGGACCUGGACUCUGGGAAGAAGCCUUCGGAGCAGGCAGCGUCCGUGAUGGCAUCUGUGACGUCACUUCUGUCAUCUUCAGCAUCAGCCGCAGUCCUCUCCUCCCCACCCAGGGCACCUCUGCAGACAGCCAUGGUUACCAGUGCAGUUUCCUCUGCAGAGCUGACCCCCAAACAGGUCACCAUCAAGCCCGUGGCUACGGCUUUUCUACCCGUGUCUGCUGUCAAGACAGCAGGGUCUCAAGUCAUCAAUCUGAAGCUCGCUAACAACACAACGGUGAAAGCCACGGUCAUAUCCGCUGCCUCUGUUCAGAGCGCCAGCAGUGCCAUCAUCAAAGCUGCCAAUGCCAUCCAGCAGCAAACCGUUGUGGUGCCGGCAUCCAGCCUGGCCAAUGCCAAACUCGUGCCAAAGACUGUGCACCUUGCCAACCUUAACCUUCUGCCUCAGGGUGCCCAGGCCACCUCUGAACUCCGCCAAGUGCUCACCAAACCUCAGCAACAAAUAAAGCAGGCAAUAAUCAAUGCAGCGGCCUCGCAACCACCUAAGAAGGUGUCUCGCGUCCAGGUGGUGUCCUCCUUGCAGAGCUCUGUGGUGGAAGCUUUCAACAAGGUGCUGAGCAGCGUCAACCCAGUCCCUGUUUACAUCCCGAACCUCAGUCCUCCCGCCAACGCAGGGAUCACAUUACCCAUGCGAGGCUAUAAGUGCUUGGAGUGUGGGGAUGCCUUCGCCCUAGAAAAGAGCCUGAGCCAGCACUACGACAGGCGUAGUGUGCGCAUCGAAGUAACAUGCAACCACUGUACAAAGAACCUUGUUUUUUACAACAAAUGCAGCCUGCUUUCUCAUGCCCGAGGGCAUAAGGAGAAAGGCGUGGUAAUGCAGUGCUCCCACUUAAUCCUAAAGCCAGUCCCAGCCGACCAGAUGAUAGUCUCUCCGUCCAGCAAUACUGCGGCUUCCACUCUGCAGAGCUCUGUGGGAGCUGCCACACACACUGUCACAAAAGUCCAGCCUGGCAUAGCUGGGGCAGUUAUUUCAGCUCCUCCAAGUACACCCAUCACCCCAGCCAUGCCCCUAGAGGAAGACCCCUCCAAGCUCUGUAGACACAGUCUCAAGUGUUUGGAGUGUAAUGAAGUCUUCCAGGAUGAGACGGCCCUGGCUACACAUUUCCAGCAUGCUGCAGACACGUGUGGACAAAAGACUUGCACUGUCUGCCAGAUGCUGCUUCCUAACCAGUGCAGCUAUGCUUCACAUCAGAGAAUCCAUCAGCACAAAUCUCCCUACACCUGCCCCGAGUGCGGGGCCAUCUGCAGGUCGGUGCACUUCCAGAGCCACGUCACCAAGAACUGUCUGCACUACACACGGAGAGUUGGUUUUCGAUGUGUACAUUGCAAUGUUGUGUACUCUGAUGUGGCCGCACUGAAGUCUCACAUUCAAGGCUCUCACUGUGAAGUCUUCUACAAGUGCCCUAUCUGUCCAAUGGCGUUUAAGUCUGCCCCAAGUACACAUUCCCACGCCUACACGCAGCAUCCUGGCGUCAAGAUAGGAGAACCAAAAAUAAUCUAUAAGUGUUCCAUGUGCGACACUGUGUUCACCCUGCAAACCUUGCUGUAUCGCCACUUUGACCAGCACAUUGAAAACCAGAAGGUGUCUGUUUUCAAGUGUCCAGACUGUUCUCUUUUAUAUGCCCAGAAGCAACUUAUGAUGGACCAUAUCAAGUCUAUGCAUGGAACAUUGAAAAGUAUUGAAGGGCCUCCAAACUUGGGUAUAAACUUGCCUUUGAGCAUUAAGCCUGCAACUCAGAAUUCAGCAAACCACAGCAGAGAGGACGCCAAGUCCAUGAAUGGGAAAGAGAAAUUGGAAAAGAAGUCUCCAUCUCCUGCAAAGAAAUCCACAGACUCUAAGAAGAUGUCCAGUCUCGGGUGGACGUGUUGGGAGUGUGACCGUCUGUUCACACAGAGGGAUGUGUAUCUGUCCCACAUGAGGAAGGAGCAUGGGAAGCAAAUGAAGAAGCACCCCUGCCGCCAGUGUGACAAGUCUUUCAGCUCCUCCCACAGCCUGUGCCGCCACAAUCGCAUCAAGCACAAAGGCAUCAGGAAGGUUUACGCCUGCUCGCACUGCCCAGAUUCCCGGCGGACCUUCACCAAGCGGCUGAUGCUGGAAAAGCACAUACAGCUGAUGCACGGGAUCAAGGACCCUGACGUCAAAGAGCUGAGUGACGACGUCACCAACGAGGAGGAGGAGGAAGAGGAGGAGGAAGAGGAGGUGGAGAUAAAGGAGGAUGCCAAGGUUCCCAGUCCCAAGCGGAAGUUGGAGGAGCCGGUUUUAGAGUUCAGGCCUCCCAGAGGAGCCAUCACUCAGCCACUGAAGAAACUGAAAAUCAAUGUCUUUAAGGUCCACAAGUGUGCUGUGUGUGGCUUCACCACCGAGAACCUGCUGCAGUUCCACGAGCACAUCCCUCAGCACAAGUCAGACGGCUCCUCCUACCAGUGCCGGGAGUGCGGCCUGUGCUACACGUCCCAUGUCUCCCUGUCCAGGCACCUCUUCAUCGUGCACAAGCUGAAGGAACCUCAGCCCGUGUCCAAGCAGAAUGGGGCUGGGGAAGACAGCCAGCAAGAGAAUAAGCCCAGCCCCGAGGACGAGGCCGCCGAGGGUGCAGCAUCAGACAGGAAGUGCAAAGUGUGCGCCAAGACUUUUGAAACGGAAGCUGCCUUAAACACACACAUGAGGACACACGGCAUGGCCUUCAUCAAAUCCAAAAGAAUGAGUUCAGCUGAAAAAUAGCCACAGAACUUCCAUAAGGAAAACCCCUAUCCACAUAGGAAUUAAAAACAAGACGUUUUUGUUACCAAAAGUUUGCAGUAUAACAGAGUUACCAGUACUGUCUAGGCUGUCACAAUAGACUCUGUUCUGCCCUCUCACCUCUGCAGAUGUAUCCCUUCCCAUAAGUGUUAAGGCAGUAUUUGAGGUUUAAAGAGUUUGUAUAUAUUUAAAUAACAUUUUAUACUCUUUGUUACAUGUUUGUAUCAGUAUUUGGUGGAAAAUGUUUUGAGGUUUUUUUUGUUUGUGUGUGUGUGUGUGCUGGGAUUCUCUUUUUUUGUACUGUUUCUUUAAAACGGAGUUCUUAGUAACAGGGGCAGUUCCCGAAUUCAAACCAACCAUUUUGUAUGUUACGAAUUUGAAUGAGUUCAAAAAUUACAGGCUCUCAUGCCUUUUUUAGUGUUUUUAAUUUUUAGAACUCGUCACAUAAAUCGUAGGUGAUUGUGGGCCUCACAACACUAGCAAUUUUUAAGUGUCUUAGCACCACCCGCGGUGUGCCUGCUCCUAGCAACUGAGGGCUUCAAGGACAAUAUCACCCAGGUGAGGGCGUGGCCUGAGCCAUCCCAGACAGCGUCAGCCUUACAGGCCCUGCCUCUCUCAACAGUGGGUAAAAGAGGCCAGGGGUCUAGUAGGGGGUGUGGGCAUCCUUAGGUCCAUCUGGGAGAAUGAGGAAGAAGGGAUCCAUAAAGGGGAGACAGUGGAGCUGGCGAUUUUUCUGGAUGAAUUUGCAAGGCUGACAUACAGGGCACAAGGAGACAGGCUAGGAAAAGGCCAUUCUGUCGUCAGAGUUGAAAGUCAUAGUUAGACCUACAGCUCUCUAUGUCAGGUUUUGUCAUGGAACUCACCAACUAUUCGGGAGACACAUGCUACAAGAGUAUCAAGUAUCUCUCUGGCUUUCGACAGAAGCAAAAAAGGCAGGGUUGACUUAACCUUUUGCUGUCUGCACAGUUGGUGUUUCCUGUUCUGGGUGCUACUGCCAAAUGUUCUGGUACUUAGUGUCAGGAUGCACAGCCUCACCACCGACUUAGCAAUGCAGCAGCCUGUACUCUGCAACUGGCCGUAGAUGAGCCACCAGGCUUCUAGAGUCGUUUCGGCACCCUCCCAAAGGCUGUCUGACUAGAGCACUGUCGGGUGCUCUUGGUCACAUCCCUCUAUAGUUCUCUGGGAAAGCUCUAUAUUUUGGUUAUCGUUUUUGUGUUUUCCGUUACAUUUUAUAUCUUGUAUUUAUCACCCGAUACGUUUUGUACUUUUUUUGGUUUUGUUUUCCUAAACGAAGAAACCCAUGUGUGUAUAUAGAUACUUGCAUGCUAGUCUGUACUCAACAUUCAGUUCCUUGAAAGGUCUUGCUACUGUCGGGUGUGCACCCUACACCACCGUGACUGUAUUCAAUCCAUUUCACAUGUAAAUAAACGAGGAACAUCUGUCCCUUGA